Molecule: messenger RNA, 1713 nt
Organism: Penicilliopsis zonata CBS 506.65
Lineage: Eukaryota; Fungi; Ascomycota; Eurotiomycetes; Eurotiales; Aspergillaceae
Exons: 6
Coding region: 100-1677 (525 amino acids)
Source: RefSeq, a predicted model, not a curated record
GUCUCCGCAAUAAACCCGGGAACCCAGUAUAAAUACGAUUUUCUCUUUUCUCUUGUCAAGGGUCCAUAGGGACUUCUUCAAUCAAUAUCACGACAGGAAAUGGUGCGACUCACAACCUUGACCCUGCUGGCUGGGGCUGUUUCGCUCUCCUCGCAGAGCGAGGCUCCAUACUAUGCCAAUCUUACCUGGGAGUCACCUCGGACGCUGUCCAACUGGAGCAAUCUGACUGUCGAGACCCAGACUGGAACCUUUAUCGGGAUGUACAACGACACCUAUCCGAACGUCCGCCAGUUUUUGCGCGUACCUUAUGCGCAGCCCCCUGUCGGCGAUCUCCGGUUCCUGCCUCCGCAAAAGCCCUUCAGAUCAAACAAACGAAUCGACUCGACGCGUUACGGCCCAGCCUGUGCGCAGUACGUGGGGUCGACGCUCUCGCUAUGGAACGAAUACGAGCCUCCGAAUCAGCUUCUCAGUAUCGGCGAGCGUCUAGAUCAGCCCUCUACGGCGUGGUCCUCUGCAGAAGACUGCCUCUCGAUGGCUGUUUGGACACCCGCCUAUGCCAACAAGACCUCCAAGCUGCCCGUGGCCUUGUUUCUUCCUGGCGGCGGCGGCACGACGGGGGGUAUUGAGGUUCCCUCGCAGCUCCCGGCGCACUGGGUGUCUCGGUCUCAGGAGCAUAUCGUCGUUACGAUGAACUACCGGCUGAACAUCUUUGGCAAUCCCAAGUCGAGAGCCUUGAAUGAAACUUCCAUCUCCUUGCUCGACGUCCGAGCUGCCAUGGAAUGGGCCUACGAAAACAUUGAGGCGUUUGGAGGGGACCCGGAGAAUAUUAUGCUCUGGGGACAAUCCCAAGGGGCCAUCCUGACCCACCUGUACACUCUGGCAUUCCCGGAUGAUCCGCUGGCUUCCAAAUUCGGCAUCAUGUCCAUGGGAGACUCGGGUUUGGUGGAUGUCAGCACGACAGAGGACGUGUACGAAGAUUUUGACAUCGUUGCCAAAGCACUUGGCUGCAACUACGGAGACGACGCCGAGGCCGAGCUGGAAUGCAUGCGUCAAAUAUCUUGGGUUCAGCUUGAAGAGUUCAUCAACCGAUAUGACGGGACCCCGUCGAUCAGCUUUGGUGACUACAUCCCUGAUGAACGGUACAUCUUCUCCAAUUCAACCGAGCGGUACGUGAUGGGCAAAGUCGCCCGCGGCCCAGCGAUCCGGUCCGACGUGGCUCGCGAAUGGCCCAGCGACAACGUGACGAGCAUCCUUGUUGGCCAGGAAUUCUCCGACUGUCUUGCCCGAAGCGAUUCAGAGCUGCGCGCCUCGCUGGGGCUGGACACGUACCGCUACUACUACGCGGGCAACUUCAGCAACAUCAGUCCAGUCCCCUGGUUGGGUGCCUUUCACUGGACGGACAUGCUCAUGGUCUUCGGCACGUACAUGCUGGACGUGGGGGAGAUCCCGCAGUUGGAAGUCGAUACGUCGCAGACGAUGCAGGAUUACAUCCUGGCGUUCCUGAAGGACCCGACGACGCUUCCGUCAACGGUGGGGUGGCCAGUCUUUGACGCGGAGGCGACGGACGGGGGUCUGAUCCUGGAGUUUGGCAAUGGGACGGCAGUCAAGAACAUUACUGGUGACUGGUUGGAUGGGGGGUGUUGGAACUCGUCGAUCCCCCUUCGAAUUUAUGGGUGAAUGGGAUUGAUACAUAGAUAUAUGUAUACUGAUGCU